Messenger RNA from Penicillium angulare, 2235 nucleotides. RefSeq names its product bifunctional catalase-peroxidase Cat2 (gene cat2). Gene Ontology annotation, cellular component: cytosol. Lineage: Eukaryota; Fungi; Ascomycota; Eurotiomycetes; Eurotiales; Aspergillaceae. Gene Ontology annotation, biological process: cellular response to hydrogen peroxide; hydrogen peroxide catabolic process. Gene Ontology annotation, molecular function: catalase activity; heme binding. The record is from RefSeq and is a predicted model, not a curated record. The transcript has a single exon. Bases 1 to 2235 code for a protein of 744 amino acids.
AUGGGUGAAUGUCCCGUUCACAAGCCUGCCAAUGUGGCUGGUGCUGGCACCAGGAAUCGCGACUGGUGGCCAGAGAACUUGAAGCUCAAUAUUCUGCGCCAGCAUACCGAAGCCACCAACCCAAUGGGCACAGAUUUUGAUUAUGCUCAAGCUUUCAAGAGCCUGGAUUACUAUGCCUUGAAGAAGGAUCUGCACAACCUGAUGACCGAUUCUAAGGAUUUCUGGCCUGCCGACUUUGGCCACUACGGUGGUUUGUUUAUUCGUAUGGCAUGGCACAGUGCCGGUACCUACCGUGUGUUUGACGGCCGUGGCGGUGGUGGCCAGGGCCAACAGAGAUUUGCCCCACUUAACAGCUGGCCCGACAAUGUUAGUCUGGACAAGGCCCGCCGCCUUCUGUGGCCCAUCAAGCAGAAAUAUGGUAACAAGAUUUCAUGGGCUGACUUGCUGCUUCUGACUGGCAAUGUCGCCCUGGAGUCUAUGGGCUUUAAGACCUUCGGUUUUGCCGGUGGUCGUCCCGAUGUUUGGGAGGCUGAUGAGUCCGUUUACUGGGGUGGCGAAACCGUGUGGUUCACCAACGACGUUCGUUACCGUCCCGAGUCCGACCAGGAAAAGCAAAAGCAGAGCGAUAUCCGCACCCGUGACCUUGAGAACCCCCUGGCUGCUGUCGUUAUGGGUUUGAUUUACGUUAACCCCGAGGGUCCUGAUGCCAACCCUGACCCCGUUGCCGCUGCCCGUGAUAUCCGUAUCACCUUCGGCCGCAUGGCCAUGAACGACGAGGAGACCGUGGCUUUGAUUGCUGGUGGCCACACCUUUGGUAAGACCCACGGUGCUGGUCCAGCCGAUAACGUCGGCCAGGAGCCCGAGGCUGCCGGUCUUGAGCAGCAAGGUCUUGGCUGGACCAGCAAGUUCGGCACCGGAAAGGGCGCCGACGCCAUCACAUCUGGUCUGGAGGUUACAUGGACUAAGACUCCCACCAAGUGGAGCAACCAGUUCCUCGAGUACCUCUUCAAGUACGAGUGGGAGCUGACCAAGUCCCCUGCCGGUGCCAACCAGUGGACCGCCAAGACUAACGACGAGAUCAUUCCUCACGCCUUCGACCCCAACAAGAAGCAGAAGCCCCGCAUGCUCACCACUGAUCUGUCUCUGCGCUUUGACCCUGAGUACGAGAAGAUCUCCCGCCGCUUCCUUGCCAACCCUGACCAGCUGGCUGAUGCCUUCGCUCGUGCUUGGUUCAAGUUGCUCCACCGUGAUAUGGGUCCCCGUGUUCGCUGGCUCGGACCUGAGGUUCCCUCCGAGACUCUCCUCUGGGAGGAUCCCAUCCCUGCUGUGAACCACCCUCUCAUUGACGUUGAGGAUGUCGCUGAGCUGAAGCGCGAGAUUCUUGCCACUGGCGUCGAGCCCACCAAGUUCAUCUCAACUGCCUGGGCAUCCGCCUCUACCUUCCGUGGUGGUGACAAGCGUGGUGGUGCUAACGGUGCUCGCAUUCGUCUUUCCCCACAGAACAGCUGGGAGGUCAACAACCCCGCUCAGCUGCGUGAGGUCCUGAACGCCCUGGAGGACAUUCAGCGCCGCUACAACAGCUCCCAGACUGGCAACAAGCGCGUCUCCCUGGCUGAUCUCAUUGUCCUUGCCGGUAGCGCUGCUUUGGAGAAGGCCGCCGGUAUCCCGGUCCCCUUCACUCCCGGUCGCAUGGAUGCCACCCAGGAAGAGACCGAUGCCGACUCCUUCGGCUUUCUCGAGCCUUGGGCCGAUGGAUUCCGCAACUACGGCCGCUCCACCGGCCGUGUGCGCAGCGAGCAGAUGCUCGUCGACCGUGCUCAGCAGCUCACUCUCACUGCUCCUGAACUCACUGUCCUUGUUGGUGGUCUCCGUGUCCUCAACGCCAACUACAACCGCUCCAGCGCCGGUGUCCUCACCCAGCGCCCUGGCCAGCUGACCAACGACUUCUUCGUCAACCUCCUUGACAUGAACACCGACUGGAAGCCCACUACCGCUGAUAACGAGACCUUCGAGGGAGUUGACAGCAAGACUGGAGCUAAGAAGUGGACUGCUACCCGUGUUGAUCUAGUCUUCGGCCACCACGCUGAGCUGCGCGCUCUUGCUGAGCUCUACGGUUGCCAUGAUGGCCAGGCUCAGUUCGUUCGUGACUUUGUCGCCGCUUGGGACAAGGUUAUGAACUUGGACCGCUUCGACCUGGCGUACGCUGCUCCUUUCAGCCGCCCUGCUCGUCUUUAA